Labeo rohita (rohu) is the source of this 4572-nucleotide messenger RNA. RefSeq lists its product as uncharacterized. The coding region runs from base 841 to 1248 and encodes 135 amino acids. The record is from RefSeq and is a predicted model, not a curated record. Lineage: Eukaryota; Metazoa; Chordata; Actinopteri; Cypriniformes; Cyprinidae. The transcript has 2 exons.
AAAAGCAAAACGUAAUAAUAUUAAGUAAAAUUAAAAGAUAAUAUUAAAAAAGUUGAUGAAACAAACAAGCAACAAAACAAAAAGUUUUUCCCCCACAUUGUUUCUGUGUGCCAUUAUCCUUAAUGUGUACCAUUAUACUGAAACACAGGAAGUGCUGAUUACACAAACUAGGAUGUAAAUCUACCUGUUCCCCUCUAUCAGAAGCGACCGUGCGACUUAACCACAUGCAGUACUUGUCACAAAGUGCCUGUUUUUGUUUAGUUUUCAUUUGGUUGCAGUAUGGCCUGUUUUCCUUUUGUCCUUAGUUUCCCGCUCCUUGUUUGUUGCUAUGGUUUCUAAUUAACGAGUUGUCACCUGUUCCUCAUUUGAGUUAAUUAUUUAAGUAUUUAAGUUUCUCCUUUUCAUUCAGUUGCCGUCUGGUAUUGUCUUUAAUGUUGUUACAUUUGUCUUCUUGCGUGUGGAUUAUUCUGAGUUUGGUUUAUUAAAGACCCUUUUGUUUUUGAAUACCUGUUUGGACUAUUUUCAUCAUCCUCUUCUGAACUGGCUUGUGACAGAAUACCAGACCCCAAAAGUAUGGCUCCAUAAAUGCCUCCAUAAAUGCUACCAUUUUUAUUUUUCAACAUGGCAGAGACAUGGAGGAGUAUGUGAAGGAGUUUUUGAGCAUCUGCUAUCGUGCCACUUGCAGUGACAUCACGCUCAUGGAGGGAUUCUGGGUUGGACUUGAUGAUGAGAGCCGGAUGGUGAUGCCAAGAGGAAACUCCUGCUGGAGUUUCACUCCAACCUCACUUACUAUCUAUCACAACCCCAGAGCCAGACCCAGCGCCCACACCUGCUGUGGAGAUGGAGCCAGAGCCCACCGCAGACCAAGAGACCCAUCUUAAGCCCGCUACGGAGUCUGAGACAGCAGCCUCGUCCAUUGUGGAAGAGGAGUCUGAGGUCUUAGCUGACCAGAGCCAGCCAUUCCUUCGACCCUCAGCCCUACAGUUCAUCCAGAGGCUCCACCUUGGGACUUCGUCACCAGCUCUGGCGUGGUAUGGGGAUUCCCUGGCUCUGCCUCGUCCCUCUGAGACCUCAGCUCCACCUCAGACCAUCUACCAAUCUGCUCCGCCCUGGCUUCUUGCACCCAUGGCUCCGCCCGAAACCGUCAUCCCUUCGGCUCCUCCAAGCUCUCUCGUCCCACUGGCUCCACCUGGGUCAGUCGUUCCCACACCAUCACCACGGACUUCCGGGCUGUCUGCUGCACUCUAGCCCUCCACCCCUACGGCUCUAUUCGGCUUCUCCAUCCCUCAGGCUUCACCGGGUACUCGCUCACACCUGUGUCACCUCGGUGACCUUGGUCCACUGGCCUCCAGGCUCCUCCUUGCCAUAACUCCACCUUGGUCACCUUGUCCAUCGAUGUCACCAGGUCUCUCGGCCCAUCGGACUUCGACUGGGACUCACUAUCUCCCUGCGUCACAUCAGUCGGUCAGGCUCCUCCCUCCAUCAGUUCCGCCAUGGGUCAUCCUCGUCUUGGCUGCCUCCUGCUAUGCUCUGGACUCCCGUCGGCGCUCUACUCAGCCAUGGAUUCUUCCAUCCGCUCCUCCAUGGGCUCUUCCUCUGCCUACUCCACCCUGAUCCCUCCUAUUAAUAUCUCCACCUCUUUGCCAGGUCCUCAUCCACCUCUAGAGCCCCAUCCUUUCCACCGCAGUCCUUUCCGUUGCGCCUUUCCGAGGCGUUAUGUCACAAAGUGCCUGUUUUGGUUUAGUUUUCAUUUGGUUGCAGUAUGGCCUGUUUUCCUUUUGUCCUUAGUUUCCCGCUCCUUGUUUGUUACUAUGGUUUCUAAUUAACGAGUUGUCACCUGUUCCUCAUUUGAGUUAAUUAUUUGAGUAUUUCAGUUUCUCCUUUUCAUUCAGUUGCUGUCUGGUAUUGUCUUUAAUGUUGUUACAUUUGUCUUCUUGCGUGUGGAUUAUUCUGAGUUUGGUUUAUUAAAGACCCUUUUGUUUUUGAAUACCUGUUUGGACUAUUUUCAUCAUCCUCUUCUGAACUGGCUUGUGACAGAAUACCAGACCCCAAAAGUAUGGCUCCAUAAAUGCCUCCAUAAAUGUAGCCCCAGUGGGGAAUUCUCCCUGGACCUCAGGGGCUACCAUUUUUAUUUUUCAACAUGGCAGAGACAUGGAGGAGUAUUUUCAUCAUCCUCUUCUGAACUGGAUUGUGACAGUACUAGAUUACACUGUAAUUUUGUCAUGAUGUCCCCUAUUUUACAUUUAAUUCCUAUCUUGAUUACAUCAGAGCUAUUGAGUAAGACUGAACCCCUUAUCCUUUGCCUCAUCCUUUUAAAAUACACUGGGGUGAUGUCAGACCCUCAAGACUGAUUAGCAUCGCACAACCAAUCAAUUCAACAUGUUUCUCAAGUGGCUGAAACGAGUCGGCAGAGAUGUUCUGAAAUGUGUUUUCUGAGUGCGUGUGUGGGGGUGUGUGAGAGAGUGAAUGCCUAAGGGUGGGAAACCCAAGGGGUCUCAUUAGUUCAUUACCUCAUUAGUGUGGAGAUAAUAGGAGGUUACAGCGAGUGAUACACUGUGAUGGUGUUUUAUGAUGUUAGAGAGGCCUUGAGUUCAGACUUACAGUGAUGAGCUCAUACUGGAUACGUGUUGUAUUUGAUUAUGACGUAAUCAUUUUCAUCUUGUGUACAUCUAAACAUUUGGUUAUUUAAAAAAAGAAAAGAAAAAGGGAGUAAUGAUUACUGUGACUAAAAUAUCCAACAAUACAAAUGUGAAUAAUUUAAAAUCUGUGUGGGAAAACCAUAUUUCCUCACAUACUGUAACAGCCUUGCUCAUUAGUCAGCAGUUCGUGAAUUGUUCAAGGCUGCAUUUCACAAAUACGUUGUGAGCCUAGUUGAUUGUAUAGAAAAGAUUUAACAGUUACUGCGUUCACAGAUAAGUUAAUAUUUUUUUUAAAUAAUGUUUGAAUUGAAUUUAAAUUUAACAGUUUGAAUUUAACAGUUGCUGCGUUUGACAUGUUUACAUCCUGCCAGGAUGUCAUCUAACAUAUCUUGUCUCUGCCGUUUGUAAGCUCUUUCAGUAGCUGUGGUCUAUUAAAGGCCUCAAAGGCAUCAGGGCUUAAGUGGAGAGAACAAAGACGCUGGUCUUUAGGAAGUUUUAUUAGUCCACAGGCAUCUUCACCUUCUUUUCUCCUCUUCUAAUCGCUAGGAAAGCAGUCACUUCUCGUGUUGCCCUUAGAAUUCGAAUGCAACCAAAAGCUGCUCAAUGUGGCACUGUAUCAGUAUUUUAUUUCCAGACUUGCGGUAAAAAUAGCAACAGGUAGUGCCAGUAGCUCCCUGACUGCAAUCAUUGAAAUAAUUGUGUCGCCAUAGUCCAAAAUAUGUAUAAAACCAUAUGGAUUUUUUAAAUAAAAAUCUUUCAUAGGUUUUCUACUACAUAUUUCAGUAAGAGACAUCAUUACAAGUCUUAAUUCCUGUAUUUUUGCUCAAAUAAAUGCAGCCUUGGUAUUUAUAUGUAUAAAUAAGCAUCAGUGAGCAUUUGAACCUUCUGUAAUAGCUGCGUAUGAGUCCCUCAGUUGUCCCCAGUGUGAAAAGAUGGAUCUCAAAAUCAUAGUCAUUGUCGGAAAGGGUUCAAAUACACAGAAAUGCUGAAAAACCAAAGGAUCUGUGGGACCUGAAUGAUUUUUCUGAAGAGCAGCAGGCAGUUUAACAGUUCAGGACAAACAAGGAACUCAUGAACAACUAUCACUUAAAAAAAAAACACAGCUGUGGAUCAUUCAAGUAACAACAUAGUAUUAAGAAUCAAGUGUAUGUAAACUUUUGAACGGUCAUUUUUGGUCAUUUUUCUAAGUUCAACUAUUAUUUCUCUUGUGGACUACAUGUAAACAUCUUUUUAAUGUGAAAUAUCUUAUUCAGGUCAGUACUAAAUAAAAAAUAACAUGCAUUUUGUUUUUUCCCUCUUAUUUUGGUAAGAUAAUUAACAUUUUGUAGAUUCUACUGUAUGUAAACUUUUGACUUCAACGGUUUUUAAAAAUUAUUGGAUAUUUGGUUACAUUUUUUCAUCCACCAAGCAAAAAGUCCAAUCACAUAGAACAGAAAUAUCACACCUCCAACAUGCUGCAUGAUUUUAGAUAUCAUUCAUAUCUACCAUUUAUGUCGCUUUAAACGCUUUAAAGACUGGGAAUGGCUUAGCAAGCACUACUCAAUUCAAAUAAAUGAAAAACUAAGUGAGCAGUUCAGUACAAAGAGAGCUGAAUUUGGCAUAAUACCUCAAGUCUGGAUCAUGGAUUAUGGUUUAGCGUGUGGUUGUUUUAAUCAAGACCAUACAUCUUAUGCCACAGGGGAUUAGACACUGUAGUGUACGUGAAUUUCAUGUAUUAAUGAUGACUGAAAAGAACACUUUGAGACACUGCAGAUGUAAACACAUCUGAGAAACAUCUCAGCAUAAUCCCUCUGAUGUCACUCAAGAUGUUCGACGAUAGAAAGAUACAUAUUGUGCAUAAACAACACAUGAUACAUGUACCAGAGCACACAGAAACACAAGCACUAGCUGUCUCUUCUUUUCCACUUCAAAUGUCUAAUGAUUUCAUAAUUAU